UGGAAAGUUCUCAAAUGAAGAACCAGUUGAAGGAAUUAAAGUAUCCAACUGCACCCUAACUAAUACUUCAAAUGGUGUUAGAAUCAAGACUUGGGCAGGUCAAUUUCCUGGCACUGCAUCGGAUAUUUAUUUCGAGGAUAUCACCGUGACGAAUGUUAGUUGCCCCGUCCUAAUUGACUAGAAAUAUUGCCCAUGGAAUAAAUGCAAAAUGAAUGAAGAAUCAAAUGUUAAACUAAGCAACAUCAGCUUCAAGAACAUUCAUGGUACGGCUGCACUUCCAGAAGUUGUCAAACUUGUUUGCAGUGGUACUUUUCCUUGUGAAAAUGUAGAACUCGCCGACAUUGACAUUACUUUUAGUGGACCGGAUGGACCUGCAAAAUCUGAAUGUAAAAAUGUUAAACCAAAAAUUACUGGCAAACAAAAUCCUGCUGCAUGUUCUACUCCUGUACCAGAAAACCCUACCCCUACGGUUUAAGUGUUGGCUUGCA
Molecule: messenger RNA, 488 nt
Organism: Hibiscus syriacus
Lineage: Eukaryota; Viridiplantae; Streptophyta; Magnoliopsida; Malvales; Malvaceae
Product: polygalacturonase-like
Exons: 2
Coding region: 209-475 (88 amino acids)
Biological process (GO): carbohydrate metabolic process
Molecular function (GO): polygalacturonase activity
Source: RefSeq, a predicted model, not a curated record